CUGAAGGAUGGGGAAGUUGAUGAUGACAAUGAAGAUGAUGAGGAGGCAGCACGUUGCGGCGGAAAAGUCGGCCAUGGAUGCCAUUUGGUGAGAGGGAAGAUGGACCAUGAAAUGGAAGAUUAUGUAGAGGCAGAGAACAGGAAAGUGGAUGGCUAUGAGCUCGGAUUGUAUGCAAUUACGCUGACCUCGCAUGUCUGGGUUUUUGCUUCAUUUAGCUCCGACUUCUGGAGGAACCCGAAGAGUGCCAUCAGGAGAGCGUACAAGACCGCGGACCAAGAGAUUCUGGAACACGUUGUGAGCCGACGUGGUGGAUCAACCGCAGUCACAACCAUACUAAUUGAUGGGAAGACGUUGGUUGUGGCAAACGUGGGCGACUCGAGGGCGGUCUGCCUCGGGUGGAUGGGCAGCUGGCAAUGUUUGGGGCGUUUGGAGAUGCAAAGCGGAAAGAUCACAUCUCUUUAG
This is a messenger RNA of Linum tenue, 462 nucleotides long. NCBI's taxonomy places the organism in Eukaryota, Viridiplantae, Streptophyta, Magnoliopsida, Malpighiales, Linaceae. The record is from the annotation of a GenBank genome assembly.